CUAUUUAAACGCGAGCACGCGACGCAGGGUCUCAUCUCCGCUGGCUCCGUUUUGAUCGAGAUUUUUUUUCUUUUUUCCCUUCACCUUCUCAACGCGAUGGCCGAGACAGUUGUGCUCAAGGUUGGCAUGUCCUGUCAAGGAUGUGUUGGUGCCGUCAAGAGAGUCCUCACCAAAAUGGAAGGUGUGGAGACAUUUGACGUGAACAUUGAUGAACAAAAGGUAACAGUGAAAGGUAAUGUAACACCAGAUGCUGUUCUACAAACUGUUUCAAAGACGGGGAAGAAAACCUCCUUCUGUGAGGCAGAACCAGAGACCAAAGAAGCUCCCGCUGCUCCCACUGCUGCUCCCUUCAAGUGGAGACCCUAUUCACCACCGGAGCUCGAUAUGCAUACUCUUGCACCUAUUUGUCGAGAUAGUUCUGACUUGUGGAGAGCCAGAGUUCCAUUGAUAUGUUAG
Molecule: messenger RNA, 456 nt
Organism: Asparagus officinalis (garden asparagus)
Lineage: Eukaryota; Viridiplantae; Streptophyta; Magnoliopsida; Asparagales; Asparagaceae
Product: copper transport protein ATX1-like
Exons: 2
Coding region: 97-456 (119 amino acids)
Molecular function (GO): metal ion binding
Source: RefSeq, a predicted model, not a curated record